Messenger RNA from Phragmites australis (common reed), 797 nucleotides. Its product is annotated as probable phospholipase A2 homolog 2. Gene Ontology annotation, molecular function: calcium ion binding; A2-type glycerophospholipase activity. The transcript is spliced from 4 exons. The record is from RefSeq and is a predicted model, not a curated record. Gene Ontology annotation, biological process: arachidonate secretion; lipid catabolic process; phospholipid metabolic process. The coding region runs from base 90 to 581 and encodes 163 amino acids. NCBI's taxonomy places the organism in Eukaryota, Viridiplantae, Streptophyta, Magnoliopsida, Poales, Poaceae.
UCGGAUAUAACUUCACUGAACCUGCCGCAAGAAACCACCCAAGCACACAGCCUUUGGUCGAUCCAUCGAGGAUCGAGCACUCCGGCAACAUGGGGACACAAAUUGGUGGCUGCGGGGGGCUCACCGACUGUCGUCGUCUCCGGCGACAACGUCCUCGCCUUCUUCCUCUUCUUCCUCUUCUCCUGCUGACCGCUGUCGCCGAUCACCAGCUCGCCGCCGCCAACAUCUUCGGCGGCGACACCAACACGGCCUCGCAGUGCAGCCGAACAUGCGAGUCCGAGCACUGCACGGCGGCGCCGCUGAUGCGGUACGGCAAGUACUGCGGCGUGUCGUACACGGGGUGCCCCGGCGAGGCCCCCUGCGACGCCCUCGACGCCUGCUGCAUGCUCCACGACGCCUGCGUCCAGGCCACCGACAACGACUACCUGAACAUGUGGUGCAACCAGAGCCUGCUGGACUGCGUGGCCACGGCGAGGCCGUCGACGGCGACGUUCGAGGGGAACCGGUGCAACGUGACGGAGGUCGCCGGUCGUGGAGGCCGCCGUGUUCAAUUCGCCAAGCGGAUCCUUCACAAGCCGUAGCAAGUAGUCGCGUCACGUGUACGUGCGUGCCGGUGGAGCCGGUGUGGCCCAGAAAAAAUGUUGGUGCGGGUGGGGGUCGUCAGUGUAGUCUACAUCUUAGCUUGACGCAGGGGUCAUCGUCUUCUUUCUUCUUUCUUCUUUCUUCUUAUUCUACCGCGUGUCCCCGUUCAAUUUGUACAGAUCAGAUAUGCGCUUGUCGCACGCAUCGUGAUUUUU